AAGUUCGUUAAGGUCGCAAAAAACAGGUGGAUUUGGUCCUGCGGAUUGCGUGCAGCGUGCAGACAACAAUGGCUUAUGGCACGUACGAGCAGCUUUGGGAUGUUUCCCACGAAUAUUUGGAGAAACAUGUGGCCUUCGUGAAUUCUCUGACCAGUUUAAUGCUAGAGCGGGCAAGGCAGCUCCGGUCGCAGCUAUUUAGUGCUGAGUCGACUAAACGUGACACCUUCGUAGAGGACUUCGAGGCAGCCCACGAUAAGCUGCAAAGCAUGGGCAAAUCAUUGCAAAUCGUCGUCAACGAUUGGAAGCGAUUGUUUGCGGAUCAAUGUUCUGUCUUGGACACGAAACCGGCGCAAAACCCGCUUCCAGCCGAUACGUACUUCUCGUUCGGCUUCAUCGCACCAACGCUUGACUAUCAUGCUGGGCAAAAAGUACAGCUGCUUGUCACAUACAUUCCGUCCCCUGCUGACGGUACCUUCUAUGCGUUGGAUGAUUCGCGAAAGGAUGUCAUUAGGAACAGUUUAACGAUACUGCAACAAAUGCCAAAGGAAUUGCUCACCAAAGCACCGCCCGCUGGUGCGGUGUUUGCCGUAUAUCUGGAUAAUGUCUGGCAUCGCGCCAUUUGCAAUAUGCCAGCGGCUGGCAGUGGCACGGCAGAGCUCUAUUUGCUGGAUAUGGGCGAAACACUUGCCUACAGUGAUCAUCUUCCUAAAGCGAAACUGCCGUCCGACCUGUGUCAGUUGCCGGCGUAUGCGAUCAAGUGCAAAGUAAGCUUUACGGCUGCCGCAUUGCCGCUGAGUCUGUACUACAGUGUGUCCUGUAGUGUGGUUGCGGUUGAAAACGAUACUCUAAUAGUGGAGCAUGCUGAACCUUCGCGCGAAGAGUACGCCAUUAGCAGAGAUACGCUCACGGUCGAGGAACUGCAAGAAAUGGACGAAAUGCCGCUCAGCACUUCGAAUCCGAUGAAAGCGGUACUGGGAUACGUACCGAAGGACGACGAUCGACUGUGCAAGCACUAUGAUCCGGAAACGAAACGCUGCUUCAAGGGAAGCAACUGCCGCUUAAGACAUGCGCCAAAGGAUCCGGAUGGAUGGACGCUCGAUAAGGACACGGUAACUGUGUCGGUUCCGGCACGGAUGGAAGUGCCGCAGACAAAUACCUACAUACAGCUGCUUCCUACCUGUGUGGUCGAUGUGGAUCAGUUUUACGCUCACAUCAUUGGGAACGAGCGCAACGACAAGGACUACGAGCAGCUGAUGGCGGAAAUGAACGAUCCAGAAACGGUAGCAAAUUUCAAACCCUUCAAAUUAAUGCCCUCCCUCGGCGAACUGGUGAUUGCUAAGUACGAUGGCAUUUGGUACCGUGCAACAGUUUGCGACGUGUUCGACGAUAUGGUGAACGUGUUUUACUUCGACUACGGCAAUACGGCUACCGUUGGGUCGAGCGAAGUGCGACGCUGGGAGGAUCGCUUUAAGUAUCUACCGUACCAGGCAGCGUGCUGCCGUAUCGCCAACAUACAGCGCAUCAAACCGUGCCACCUGGAGGCUAUCGAUCAGCUGUACAAAUCCAUUCUGGACAAACCGAUGAAGGCGUUGGUUAUCGACAACAAACACCCCUGGGAAGUAAAACUCUUUGACGAAGAUGAUUUCGACAUCGGAGAAGGAUUGAUUAUGGCCAAAUUGGCGCUUCCCAGGACUCCGGGGAAAUUCGAUCAAAACGCAGCCAUCCCGGGAUAGUUCGCCCGCGCGCUCUCUUAUCCAGCUCACCAGCAAGUAUCUUUGACCAGCGGAGAUUAAGUGAUCUCUAAACUUAGUUAAUUGAAUUUUGUAAUGACGGAUGAACUUUUUAUUUCAAACACAUAUGCACUGCUAAUUAUGCCCAUUAAAUGAUGGCGUACUGUU
Messenger RNA from Anopheles merus, 1898 nucleotides. RefSeq lists its product as uncharacterized. The transcript is spliced from 5 exons. The coding region runs from base 69 to 1733 and encodes 554 amino acids. Gene Ontology annotation, molecular function: metal ion binding. NCBI's taxonomy places the organism in Eukaryota, Metazoa, Arthropoda, Insecta, Diptera, Culicidae. Gene Ontology annotation, biological process: spermatogenesis. The record is from RefSeq and is a predicted model, not a curated record.